This is a messenger RNA of Zalophus californianus (California sea lion), 1474 nucleotides long. It is a transcript of the gene WBP1, whose product is annotated as WW domain binding protein 1. Gene Ontology annotation, molecular function: WW domain binding. The record is from RefSeq and is a predicted model, not a curated record. Lineage: Eukaryota; Metazoa; Chordata; Mammalia; Carnivora; Otariidae.
GAAAGUAGCGCUCAGGCCAAUCAGCGGAGACUUUGCUUGCCCGGACGGCCGUUUAUUGGCUGAUUAUGCAGAGCCCGUUCUGUUGUCCAUAUUGGCUAUUGUCGCUGUCAGUCAGGGCCAUGGGUCGAAUCUUGCCCCACUCUUUGUCUGUGUAAGCUCUUGUCGUCUGGGAGAGUGGCGGAGGCGCUGCUGUAGAUUGGUCCCUGGGAGAAACCUCUGGUCCGUUCCUAUUGGGCCCGUCCGCCGGCGGGCAUCGCUGAUUGGUAGGGCCGAGCAAUCUGGGUCCUAGUUGGCAGAGCUCUCCCCGGAUGGAAGCUCCAGCCGCGGAAUGAUGGAGGCGGCAGCGAAGAUGGGCCGGGCAGGGACCAUGGCGGUGGCGGCAGAAGUGGCAGGGGCGGGGCGCCUGGCGAUAGAGGAGGCUGUGGUCUACAGGGGGCUGUAGGUGGAGGCAUGGCUCAGGCCAGCAGCGGGAACGGCAGCGAGGAGGCCUGGGGGGCACUUCGCGUGCCGCAACAGCAGCUUCGAGAGCUCUGCCCAGGAGUGAACAACCAGCCCUACCUCUGUGAGAGGCACUGCUGCGGGGAGACGGGCUGCUGCACCUACUACUAUGAGCUCUGGUGGUUCUGGCUGCUCUGGACUGUCCUCAUCCUCUUUAGCUGCUGUUGCGCCUUCCGUCACCGGCGAGCUAAACUCCGGCUGCAGCAACAGCAGCGCCAGCGGGAGAUCAACCUGUUGGCCUACCACGGGGCAUGCCAUGGGGCUGGCCCUGGCCCUACCGGUUCACUGCUUGACCUUCGCCUCCUCAGCGCCUUCAAACCCCCAGCCUAUGAGGAUGUGGUUCACCGGCCCGGCACACCGCCGCCUCCUUACACCGCAGCCUCAGGCUGCCCCUUGACUGCUUCCAGUGACCGCACCGGCCGCUCCUCUGCUUCUAGCUGCCCUGCCCACUGCGAGGGAACAAAUGUGGAAGGUGUUGCCUCCCACCGGAGUGCGCCCCCUCAUCAGGAGAGUGAGCCUGGGGCAGGGCUGAGCCCUGCCCUCACACCCCCUUCUUGCCGCUAUCGCCGCCUGACUGGUGACUCAGGUAUUGAGCUCUGCCCUUGUCCUGACUCUGGCGAUGGCGAGCCAGUCAAGGAGGCUAGGGCUAGUGCCACCCCACCAGAUCUGGAGGACCCUUGUGUGCUGCCCCUCGAUCCUGUACCCCAGGUCUCUCCUGUGGGGCUAGUUUCCAGUGAAGGGGACCUCCCAUAAACAGUUUUGGGAGGGUGGCUGGAUUCCUUGCCCACCAGAAACAGCCCGGGGCCCCAUAUCCUCGAGUUCUCCUUGGCCUCUCCCUGCCGCCUUGAAUCUGCCUGAAAGGGGUGGAGUCCUGAGGAGAGCGGCGGUGUUUGGGGGACUGUGCUAGCUGUACCCCCAAAAACAUACACAGGAGCCUUUGAUCUCAUUAAAGAGAUGUGAACCAGCUGCUUGUGAA